AUGGGCAUCUCAACAGCCAUCACCAUCACCACCACUACCACGGGAAUCGCUACGACGGAGUCCAGCGCCACCAGAAUAAAGGCUCAAUCGCAACCACAGCUAGCAGCCGUCAUGGCCUCGUACCACACCACCUUACAUCUCGACUCCAAAAGAGCCCUCGCGACAAUGGUUUCUGCCUUGCACCUCGGGACGCGCUCGAGCGAUGACUCCUCCUCGUCCGACGAUGAAAAGCCGGUCAGCAAUUUCCUCAACUACCAGUGCCUAUACUUCGAGACCACUAGCAUACCCAAGUAUAUGAACGACCAACAAUAUCUCAUUACGAUAGCAAUGUGGGCAGAACAAUGCAGCGUUGCCGAAUGCAGCCCGCCCAACCAGGGAUGCAGCCGCCGAUCGGAGCCGGGAUCGGACCCUGCUGCAGAGGCUAUGCCCGAAGCAGUAAGCAUCAUCCGAGGAUCCAUGGAAACCAGCAGCCUCGCCGAUCCUUACUUGUUUAUGACAGAAGUGGAUGCCGCCGGAGCAAACCGCGCAAACACUUUUCUUAACCCCACGCCCAAGAUAUAA
Aspergillus saccharolyticus JOP 1030-1 is the source of this 561-nucleotide messenger RNA. RefSeq lists its product as uncharacterized. The transcript is spliced from 2 exons. The coding region runs from base 1 to 561 and encodes 186 amino acids. NCBI's taxonomy places the organism in Eukaryota, Fungi, Ascomycota, Eurotiomycetes, Eurotiales, Aspergillaceae. The record is from RefSeq and is a predicted model, not a curated record.